Messenger RNA from Nicotiana attenuata, 906 nucleotides. RefSeq lists its product as uncharacterized. The transcript has a single exon. The record is from RefSeq and is a predicted model, not a curated record. Lineage: Eukaryota; Viridiplantae; Streptophyta; Magnoliopsida; Solanales; Solanaceae. The coding region runs from base 1 to 906 and encodes 301 amino acids.
AUGCCUUUUGAUGGAAUAGGAUAUAGAUCCUGGAGAAGAGGAGUUCUACGAGCAUUGUCUGUAAAGAACAAAAUUAGAUUCAAUGGCAAGUGUAAGAAACCUAACUCUGAUUCUGCAAGCUAUGGACAGUGGGAAAGAUUUGACGAUAUGGUCACCUCAUGGAUUUUGAAUUCACUUUCGAAGGAUAUAGCAGAUAGCCUGCAAUAUGUGAAUGAUGCAAAAGAGCUUUGGCAGGAAUUGGAAGAUAGAUAUGACCAGACUAAUGGAGCAAAAAUGUAUCAACUUCAAAAGGAGAUCAAUGAUUUAACCCAAGGCUCACUAGAUAUUACUGGCUAUUACACAAAGAUGAAAAUGCUUUGGGAAGAAUUGCACACUUUGAAUGCCAACACUCAGUGCAACUGUCAAUGUGUUUGUGGAGAAAAGGCAAAUAUGCAUAAAGCAGAACAAGACAGAAGGCUAAUCCAAUUUCUGAUGGGCCUAAACGAGGUAUAUACAGUAGUGAGAGGCAACAUUUUGAUGAUGAAUCCACUGCCCACAAUAGCUCAGGCAUUCUCAAUUUUGAUUCAGGAGGAAAAACAACAUGAAGUUAGGCCACAAAAUCAGUUGAACCUAGAAUCAGUCUCAAUGAAUGUUCAUAGUCAGCCUAAUAAUGGCUUUAGAACAAAUUACAACCAGGUGACAAAUACAGGGAACCAGUUCAACAGAUCAGGAUACAGAGGUCCACGCAUGUUUUGUGACGACUGCAAAAGGCAAGGGCAUACAAAGGACAAGUGCUACAAGUUACAUGGAUUCCCACAGAAUUUCAAAUUCACGAGAGGUAAAAAUACAGCAUCAGCAGCAAAUGUACAUGCAGGACUUCAAGAGUUUCCUGCUGGAGAGCAUGAUCUCAUUGAGAGUAAUGGAUAA